AUGAGUGAUCCCAUGCACUACCGCCCCAUUGCACCGGGCCCGUCCGUGCCUGUUGGCGGGCCUCCUGGAAGUCCCCCAAGCAAGAACCUGACGCCUGGUUGGAAAAAGAGGUGCUCGGGAGUUCCUCCGUGCGACAACUGUCGCGCUCUGCAUCGUGAAUGCAUCUUCGACGAGUCGCUCGACCAGCGUCGGCGGGUGGCCGCCAAACGGACGGCCGAGGAACUGGAGUAUCAUCGCGACAUGCUGAAUGACCUGUUCAAACUCAUCCGCUCGGCGGAGGAGGCCCGCGCGCAGAAGCUGCUGGAGAUCAUCCGCAACGACGCGACGCCCGAGGAGAUCCGGCUCUUCAUCGACGAGACCCUGGCCGACAUCCAGGCGAGGACGCCUCCGGGCGAGCUGAAGCGCGAGACGACCGUGCGGCUCAAGGAGCUACGCCGACGGGCCAACCUGCAGGGCCCGACGCCGUCUUUCCGCCGCAAGGUCAUGGACGUCAACUUUCUCUGCGACACGACGCCCAUCCGGGUGCCCGCGAAGCCGUGGACCAAAGUCACCGACGACGACGACUUUGUGUCGCAUCUGAUGUCGCUGUACUUUACCUGGGACUAUCCGUUUUACGCGUUUCUAGAUCGCGAUGUGUUUGUCAAGCAUAUGAUGGCCGGCAGGCUCGACUCGGAGUUUUGUUCCUCUUUUCUGGUGAAUGCCAUUUUGGCUAAUGCGUGUCAUUUCUCCGAGUUCUCCGAAGCAUACGCUGUUCCGGGAGAUGUGACUACGAAAGGAGCGGACUUUCUCAAGGAAGCUGAGAGGUUGUGGCAUGAUGAGCGCGACAAGGUGAAAUUGGCGACUCUGCAGGGGUCAUUGCUUCUUUACGACAGGUACUCCAUGUCCGGGAAAGAUGACCUGGGCUACGCCAUGCUCAACAAAGCCAUAGACAUCGCGACGAGUCUCGGCUACGUCGGUGAUGAUGAUACCCGAAUUGAUCUCACCGAGCAGUCUGCGGACCUCGCGACUUCGACCACCAGGACGGUCUGGGGUUUGUACCAGGUGGAUACGGUGGCCCAUACAGGGUUUCUCAAGCCUAGCCGCAUCAAGCACGUCCGUCUGAAGCGGUUACGACGGCCGCCGCUCGAAGACGACACCGCGCCGUGGAUCCCCUAUCCGAUGAACAGGCCUCCCCGGCCGGCAUACUACAGUACGUACUUUGACGAAGCCUGCACACUCAGCGAGAUGGCGAGCGAAGUCUCUCGCAAGCUGUUUGUCGACGACGAAGCGCUGGACGAGAAGGAGCAGCUCUCGCAGACGGUCGAUUCGUUGUACCGGAGCUUGAAAGAGUGGCAUGAUCGCCUGCCGAGCGAGUUUGAUCUGUCUCACAAGCCGGCAGCACAUAUUCUCCUGCUUCACAUGUUCAUCUGCCCGCGGGGCCUCCGGCAUCCUCCCAAGACGCAGACGCAGACGCAGACGCAGGAGAAGCAGAAGGAGCGGAUGAUGGACAGUUCGGAAGCGACAUCGAUCGGGGUGUCAUCGGCGCGCGCAAUCGCUCAGCUGGUGCGGAUCCACCAGCACGAGUACGGCAUGAGCCGGUCGCACAUCUUCGCGCUGUACGCAGUCAACCUAGCGCUGUUCGUGCUGCUGGAGCAUCAGCAGCAGCGCGGGGAUCGGGAGCGGGACCAGGACCGCGAGAAGGAGCCAGACACGACAUUCGACCCUUUCGACCCGGACUUUGUCGCGCUGGCGUCUGCGUUCUCGGUCAUCACGGGCCGGUCAGCGCUAGGGCAGGAGGUGCGGUCCAUCUUCAAGCAGUCGAUGCAGCAGGCCAUGACCAGGGACGGCAAGCGGGGGACUCGUCGGCUAUCCCGGUCCCAGCUACCGGAGGAGCUGAAGGAGAUACUGCGGGAUGACGAUCAGUCGGACGAUACGGAGGAGGAGGAGAGCGCGGCGUCAGAAAGACGAGAAUCGGGCGCGUCUGCUAGAGAAUCCGGCGGGUCGGCAGGAAAAUCAGAAGGAGACUCUGGUACAGACGAGGAGUCGCAGGCAGACACGACGUCGGAGCAGGAGCAAGAGCAAGAACAAGGCAGCAUGGCACUAUGCGAGAUGCUGUGUCGGUAUGAGGUGUUGAGUCUGGGGAAGGAGGAGCGCAACAGCCAGGAAGGUGAAGAGACUACUUAG
Rasamsonia emersonii CBS 393.64 is the source of this 2163-nucleotide messenger RNA. Its product is annotated as C6 transcription factor. Gene Ontology annotation, molecular function: DNA binding; zinc ion binding; DNA-binding transcription factor activity, RNA polymerase II-specific. The transcript is spliced from 6 exons. NCBI's taxonomy places the organism in Eukaryota, Fungi, Ascomycota, Eurotiomycetes, Eurotiales, Trichocomaceae. Bases 1 to 2163 code for a protein of 720 amino acids. Gene Ontology annotation, biological process: regulation of DNA-templated transcription; DNA-templated transcription. The record is from RefSeq and is a predicted model, not a curated record.